Messenger RNA from Drosophila innubila, 2385 nucleotides. Its product is annotated as protein sex-lethal. Gene Ontology annotation, biological process: alternative mRNA splicing, via spliceosome; sex determination. Gene Ontology annotation, molecular function: mRNA binding. The transcript has 9 exons. NCBI's taxonomy places the organism in Eukaryota, Metazoa, Arthropoda, Insecta, Diptera, Drosophilidae. Bases 868 to 1938 code for a protein of 356 amino acids. Gene Ontology annotation, cellular component: cytosol; ribonucleoprotein complex. The record is from RefSeq and is a predicted model, not a curated record.
CAGCCACAAAGAAGACAAACAAUAACAACAACAACCACAACAAGAACCGCAACAACAACUACAACAACAAAAGCCGCCCUCCCACCCAAAAAAAAAAAGAAAAAAAAAAAAUAUUUGAUACUAACGAAAAAGAGAGAAGAAAAUAUACAGAAAGAACUGACUACUGUGGCUAAAGCGAAUAAAAGAAGGAAGAAAACAGAAGAGGAAGCAGAGGAUGCAAGUGGAAUUAUAACUGCAAGGCUAUCAAGUUGCGAGAGAGCGCCAAAUUAUCCAAGAGAGUGACAAAGAGAGAGUGUAAUAUACAUAUAAACUUACACAAAAUACACAGACACAAGACAACAACAAAAAAGUUAUACAGCAGCUGGCAGCUGAGAGCGCUGAGCGCCAACCAUAUAACAUAAGAGAGAGUAACAAAAUAAAUAGAGAGAACGUGAGGGAGAGAGCGCCGAUCGAUACGCACGCAAUAUAUAUAUAUAUACAAAUAUAUCGAUAAAUUAUCUUCCGUUACCUUCAAAAGCGCUGGUAAAGGGCACUGAGAGUAUUUUUUGUUUAUUUUAAAAAAAUACUCGUGCACACACACUCUCAGGAUAUGUACGGCAACAAUAAUCCGGGUAGUAACAAUAAUAACGGUGGUUAUCCCCCAUACGGUUACAACAAGUCGAGACAUCAUCUCUUUCCACAGCCGAGCAGCAUUAUCAAGCGAUCUCAACAGCGAUACCGACAGACAGAAACGUUUAGUUAGUAUGUCGUGAGGUUACAAUUUUUUUUAUUUAAAUUUUACAUAUUAUUUUGUACAUAUAUGUAUAUGAAAUAUAUAUAUAUAUAAAGAAACUGGUGUGAUAACUCACUCUGUGACGCAACAACAAAAUGUUCCUUAAACGAAGACGCCGGCAACGCCUCGGUGGGCGUGUAUUUGGCAUGUCACAUUCACUGCCAUCAGGAAUGUCACGUUAUGCGUUCUCACCACAGGACACAGAAUUUACAUUUCCAAGUUCCUCGUCCCGUCGCGGUUACAAUGAUUUCCCAGGCGGUAAUGGCGGUAGCGCCAAUUCCCUUGGCGGCAACAUCUGCAAUAUGCCGCCAAUGGCCAGCAACAAUUCGCUGAACAAUCUAUGCGGUCUAUCGAUUGGCAGCGGUGGCAGCGAUGAUCAUAUGAUGAACGAUCAACGCAACAAUAGCAACACCAAUUUGAUAGUCAACUAUCUGCCGCAGGAUAUGACUGAUCGCGAACUGUAUGCGCUAUUCAGAGCCAUUGGACCCAUCAACACGUGCAGAAUCAUGAGAGACUAUAAGACUGGCUACAGUUUUGGUUAUGCUUUCGUGGACUUCACAUCCGAAAUGGACUCGCAGCGUGCUAUUAAAGUGCUCAAUGGCAUCACAGUGCGCAACAAGCGGCUAAAGGUUUCAUAUGCGCGUCCUGGCGGUGAAUCCAUCAAGGAUACCAAUCUGUAUGUGACCAAUCUGCCGCGCACGAUAACCGAUGAUCAGCUGGACACCAUUUUUGGCAAAUACGGUUCCAUUGUGCAGAAGAAUAUAUUGCGUGAUAAGCUCACCGGUCGCCCAAGGGGCGUGGCAUUUGUACGCUACAACAAACGCGAGGAGGCACAGGAGGCAAUCUCGGCGCUGAACAAUGUCAUACCGGAGGGAGGAUCACAGCCGUUGUCGGUGCGUCUGGCCGAGGAGCAUGGCAAGGCAAAGGCGGCGCAUUUCAUGUCCCAAAUGGGCAUGGGACCACCGCAGGCACCACCACCACCACCUCCACCACCAGCGCACAUGGCCGCUGGCUUCAAUAAUAUGGUUCACAGAGACGGAGCAAUGGAAAAAUUACGCUCAUUAUUCGAUGCUAUUUGCGAUGCUAUCUUUGGUCUCGAUAGUGAGAACUUUGCCGAUUUGCUUGAUGGACUGUACCGCCGGAAGUAUCAUUAUCCCUACUUAUAAUUGACGCCGCAGCAGCAGCAGCAACUGCAAUUCUAUCAGCAGGCGUGCGGCUUUAAUUCCAACAGCAACAACAACAACCUAAGCAGCAGCAGCAGCAACAUCAACAGCAGCAGCAGCAACAACAGCAACAAUCACAUAAGUCAGAACAUCAGCAAUAUGUUACAAUAUCAUUCACAUUACCAUCAACAACAACAACAACAACAGCAACAGUCGCCACACCAUCUCAACAAUAACAGCAACAGCAACAACAACAAUGGUCAGCUGCCACGCCUGAGCAAUGCCGCCGCUGCACAACAACAACAACAGCCACAACAACAGCAACAACAACAGCAACACAGUAGCAACAAUCAUUACACACACAGCAGCAAUGCACAACGCCAGCAACAACAGCAACACAAUCCAUCGCUCAGCUACAACCAACAACAAUUGCAGUUGCCACGACAGCAA